AUGAUGACAUCUUUUGCUCUCCUUUGUCUAUCAAUUGCUAUAAUUGAAUCCCUGGCAGGAAUUCUGGGAAAUGGAAUUAUCUUGGCUGCCAGUUCAUUGAGCUGCAUUGGGAGCAAAACAUGGCCCCCAUAUGAUAUGAUCAUGAUCUCGCUCAGUUCAUCUAGAUUCAUUUUGCAGUCAUGGAUUACACUGAAUUUCCUAAUGAUUAUAUUUUACAAACCCUUCAUUUAUACAGAAAAUGUGCACAUAGCUUCCCAGACAAUAUUUGCCUUUCUGAACUACUCCAGCCUCUGGUUUGGAGCCUGGCUUAGUGUCUUCUAUUGCAUCAAGGUUGCCAGUUUUACACAGUCUUUCUUCAUCUGGCUGAAGCUGAGAAUUGCCAGGCUGAUGCCCUGGAUGCUGCUCACAUCAUGGCUCUGCUCCGUCACAGCUGCAGCUCCCUUCGCCUGGGAUGUCUACAGUGUGCACGAGAACAUCACUGCUCCUUCAUCCAUGACAAACUCUUCAGCAAAGAGAUCCACAAGGAAUGACAGACUGACUUUAUUGAUUUAUCUCUGGAAUGCAAGUACACCUUUGCCUUUAACAUUAUCUGUUGCUUCAAGUGUACUGCUGAUUCAGUCUCUGUGGAUCCACACCAGACGCAUGCAAAAUAAUGCAAGUGGCUUCAGGGAUGCCAACUUGGAGGCCCAUAUGAAAGCCACCAAGUCAGUCUGCUCCUUCCUUAUCUUCUACAUUACAUAUUUUAUUUGCUUGCUUCUCCUCUACUCCAGAGUUUUUUCACAUUUAAGUGAUGAGGAAUGCAUGUGUAUAGUUACAUUAGCUGCCUGUCCUACAGGACACACAAUGGUUUUAAUUUGGAGCAAUCCCAAAUUUCGAGAGCUGCCAGCUAGGAUUUGGGACCACAUUAACUGUCCUGUCAGAUCUAUAUCCAUAUAA
This is a messenger RNA of Melozone crissalis (California towhee), 936 nucleotides long. Its product is annotated as taste receptor type 2 member 40-like. The coding region runs from base 1 to 936 and encodes 311 amino acids. Gene Ontology annotation, molecular function: bitter taste receptor activity; G protein-coupled receptor activity. The transcript has a single exon. The record is from RefSeq and is a predicted model, not a curated record. Gene Ontology annotation, biological process: sensory perception of taste; G protein-coupled receptor signaling pathway; detection of chemical stimulus involved in sensory perception of bitter taste. Lineage: Eukaryota; Metazoa; Chordata; Aves; Passeriformes; Passerellidae. Gene Ontology annotation, cellular component: membrane.